AUGAGGCAGCGCGGAUAUAGCCGGGCAGAUCUGGAUGCCUACGCGACCGUCAGCAUUGCUGGUAUCCAAAGUCGACAGACUGACAUGCUCUAUGGAACCUAUCGAUCAGUGUUCAAAGUCGAAGGCUCCAACGGUGGCGCCUGUGCGGGAUUCUUCUGGUAUCGUGACGACCGAUCAGAGAUUGACAUUGAACUGGUCACAAAAGGCACUUCACUUGUGAACAACACGAUCAGCUUUACCUCGCACCCCUCUCUAGCACCAGAUGGCUCGCCCGUCCCAGGCGCGACCUUGGCGAAGUCCUUGAGCGAUCCCGCAUUCAGCCCAGGUGUAUUUCGCGAAUAUCGAUUUGACAGCCACCCGGAUCUCGGGAUCGCAUACUACGUCGAUGGCAAGAUCGUCCACAAAAACACCCACAACGUCCCGAAAUUGGGCGGCAAUCUACAACUCAAGCUGUGGGCAGACGGGAACAAGUGGUGGAGCGGAACACCCAGCACCACGGACGUGUUUAUGACUAUUGAGAGCGUUAUUGCCUACUACAACACCACUACUCUGGACCCUCGUUGGUUGGACAACUGCACAGCUGCUGGAGGUCCCAGUGAUAGCACUAUCUGCACUAUCUAA
Molecule: messenger RNA, 621 nt
Organism: Fonsecaea multimorphosa CBS 102226
Lineage: Eukaryota; Fungi; Ascomycota; Eurotiomycetes; Chaetothyriales; Herpotrichiellaceae
Exons: 2
Coding region: 1-621 (206 amino acids)
Biological process (GO): carbohydrate metabolic process
Molecular function (GO): hydrolase activity, hydrolyzing O-glycosyl compounds
Source: RefSeq, a predicted model, not a curated record